CGGACAUCUGGGCUUCCCUCCCUUGUCCGGAUUUUCGCCUUCUUUCACACUCCCUUCCCCCUCCCGCUGCAUAAAAAGGUUGCCCCCCCACCGUCCAUCGUCCUCCAUCAGCUAACGCUAACAGCCAAAGCGAUUACGCACCCAGGGUCACCCACACAUCACUCCCGAAACCAAACCCCCACACAGCAAACCAACACAGCAAACCAAACAUGCUCGAAGCCCGCCUCUCCCACGCAUCCAUCCUCAAGAAGCUCCUCGAUGCCAUCAAGGAACUCGUCACCGAUGCAAACUUCGACUGCAACGACUCGGGGAUCGCCCUACAAGCCAUGGACAACUCCCACGUAGCUCUCGUCGCCCUCAUGCUCCGUGCGCAAGGGUUCGAACACUUUCGGUGUGACAGGAACCACUCCCUGGGGAUCUCGCUUGCGAGCUUGUCCAAGGUUUUGAGGAGUGCUGGAAAUGAUGAUACGUUGACUAUCAAGAGCGAGGAGAAUGGAGAUUUGCUUCAGUUGGUGUUUGAGAGCCCUAACGUCGACAGGGUCAGCGAGUACGACCUCAAGUUGAUGGACAUUGAUUCCGAGCACUUGGGUAUCCCCGACACUGCGUACGACGCUGUUGUAAAGAUGUCUUCCGCCGAGUUCCAACGCAUUUGCCGAGAUCUCUUUGUCCUGAGCGAGUCUGUCACAAUCGAAGUCGACAAGGAAGGCGUGAAAUUCUCCGCAGCAGGCGAAAUCGGGUCCGGCUCUGUCCGCGUCAAGCAAGGCGCCUCGGUCGACGACGACGCAGCCACGACGACCAUUGAGCUAAACCAGUCGGUCUCGCUGACCUUCUCCCUCAAGUACCUCACCAACUUCACAAAAGCGACCCCCUUGUCGGAUACCGUCAGCCUCAACCUUAGCCCGGAGGUACCGCUGCUUGUUGAGUACAAGGUUAGCGAGGUCGGGUACAUAAGAUACUACCUCGCUCCCAAGAUCGGCGAGGACGAAUAGUUACCUUCUUUUCACUCUCUCCUCUCCCUACUUGCCCGUGACUACUUCCUCCAGGGCAACUAGUCCCUACUUCGCCCUUAUAUAUCCCUCCUUUCUCCUCGGCCAUCCCACUUUCCCUCUCGGCCUUUUGUACUUGUAUAUUGUUAUUCUCAUGAUUUGGUUUAUACAACCUAUCUUAUCAUGCAUGUGUGCGGCUCUGA
Fimicolochytrium jonesii is the source of this 1189-nucleotide messenger RNA. RefSeq names its product proliferating cell nuclear antigen, N-terminal domain-containing protein. The record is from RefSeq and is a predicted model, not a curated record. The transcript is spliced from 4 exons. Lineage: Eukaryota; Fungi; Chytridiomycota; Chytridiomycetes; Spizellomycetales; Powellomycetaceae. Gene Ontology annotation, cellular component: PCNA complex. Gene Ontology annotation, biological process: regulation of DNA replication; translesion synthesis; mismatch repair. Bases 210 to 989 code for a protein of 259 amino acids. Gene Ontology annotation, molecular function: DNA polymerase processivity factor activity; DNA binding.